Messenger RNA from Paramisgurnus dabryanus, 2991 nucleotides. RefSeq names its product SPG7 matrix AAA peptidase subunit, paraplegin (gene spg7). The record is from RefSeq and is a predicted model, not a curated record. Gene Ontology annotation, molecular function: ATP-dependent peptidase activity; ATP hydrolysis activity; ATP binding. Gene Ontology annotation, cellular component: membrane; m-AAA complex. NCBI's taxonomy places the organism in Eukaryota, Metazoa, Chordata, Actinopteri, Cypriniformes, Cobitidae. Gene Ontology annotation, biological process: mitochondrial protein processing.
AAAAGUUGAAAGUUCACCAGAAACGUUUCUCAAGCCUGGACAGUAAACACUUCACGUCUUCGGUAGUCAAAGCUGCUUAAAAAUUAUAUAUAUAUUACAUUAUUUAAAAUAGGCGGAAGGUGAAUUAUUUCCUCAACAUAUUUAAAAUCUCUCGAGCGGAAGACGAGCUUGUUAUUUCAUAGCAUAUAUCUUGAGCUGUGUUGGCAAUGACAGCUAUGUAAUAGCAACUUUUCAAAGAGGUCACAUAAAGACUGGCGAUUAUUCUAGCAUAGUAUGCACGUGAUUAAAACGACGCGAUAAAUUAUGGCAGCGCUGCUUUUGCAUCAUGCUAGCAAAUGUUACAGUAAACGCGUUUGGUCGCUGUCGUCUCGUUUCCACUGCAUUCAAAGCAAGAAGAUCGAGAUCAACGUGACUCCAAACAGAAGAGGUCUAAAAUCAGGACACAUUCAGGACGGUGCACCUCUGAUCCCAAGGCUGGUUGGACUUAAUUUCAAAUGUGGACAAACUUUCGUCACACAGCCUGCGAGGUUGUGGAAACUUUUAGGUGCGAUACAGUAUUUCAGCACAUCCAACAGAAGACAUGAAAAGAACGAAGGAGGAAAAGGCAAACCCCCUGAGGAAGACGAAGAAGAGAAGAAGAGACGUGAACAGGAGGAUCAGAUGUACAGGGAGAGACUGCGCACGCUGUUUAUAAUAGCGGUCAUCAUGAGCUUGCUUAACUCUAUCAACACCAGUGGUGGGAACAUAUCCUGGAAUGAUUUCGUGAAUGAAAUGCUGGCCAAAGGCGAGGUGUCGCGAGUACAGGUGGUGCCAGAAAGUGACAUUGUUGAGAUCUACUUGCACCCAGGAGCGGUCAUCUUUGGCAGACCAAGACUUGCCCUGAUGUACCGAAUGCAGGUGGCCAAUAUUGACAAAUUUGAGGAGAAGCUUCGAGCAGCAGAAGAAGAACUGAAUAUAGAUACCAAAGACAGAAUACCAGUCACCUAUAAGCGCACAGGCUUCUUUGGAAAUGCCUUGUAUGCGCUUGGCAUGGCUGCCAUUGGUGUCGCAAUCCUAUGGUACAUCUUUCGACUGGCGGGAAUGGGCGGCAGAGAUGGCGGCUUUAGUGCAUUCAAUCAAUUGAAAAUGGCUAAAUUCACUAUCGUCGAUGGAAAGUCUGGAAAAGGAGUGAGCUUCAAAGAUGUGGCCGGAAUGCACGAGGCCAAGAUGGAAGUCAAGGAGUUUGUUGACUAUUUGAAGAAUCCAGACCGAUACCUUCAUCUCGGGGCCAAGGUACCCAAAGGCUCUCUGCUCCUGGGGCCACCCGGCUGUGGAAAGACUUUGCUGGCCAAAGCGGUGGCAACCGAGGCUCAGGUGCCAUUUCUUGCUAUGGCAGGUUCAGAGUUUGUUGAGGUGAUCGGAGGUCUUGGUGCCGCAAGGGUGAGAAGUCUUUUUAAAGAAGCCCGUGCCCGAGCGCCGUGCAUCGUCUACAUCGAUGAGAUCGAUGCCGUGGGAAAGAAACGGUCCACUAACAUGUCUGGCUUCUCCAACACGGAGGAAGAGCAGACCCUUAACCAGUUACUAGUAGAGAUGGAUGGAAUGGGCACCACAGAUCACGUGAUUGUCCUGGCUUCCACCAACCGAGCGGAUAUUUUGGACAAUGCACUUAUGAGACCAGGCAGACUUGAUAGACACAUAUUUAUAGACCUGCCAACUCUUCAGGAAAGAAAAGAAAUCUACGAGCAACAUCUGAAGAUCUUGAAGCUUACUCAACCAGCGGACUUCUACUCUUUGAGACUGGCUGAGUUGACACCAGGCUUCAGUGGGGCUGAUAUUGCAAACAUCUGUAAUGAAGCUGCCCUGCAUGCAGCCAGAGAGGGAUACAAAUCAAUCGACACCUUUAACUUUGAAUAUGCAGUGGAGAGAGUCCUCGCUGGGAGUGUAAAGAAGAGUAAAAUUUUGUCUAAAGAGGAGCAGAGAGUGGUGGCUUUCCACGAGUCCGGUCAUGUUAUAGUAGGGUGGUUACUGGAACACACCGAAGCUGUUUUGAAGGUCUCAAUAGCUCCCAGGACGAACGCCGCUCUGGGCUUUGCUCAGAUUCUGCCGAAAGAUCAAUAUCUGUUUACCAAAGAGCAGCUUUUUGAGAGGAUGUGCAUGGCUUUGGGCGGACGAGCCUCAGAGGCCAUCACUUUUAAUAAGGUCACCACAGGUGCACAGGAUGACCUGCGAAAAGUGACACGCGUCGCCUACUCAAUGGUGAAGCAGUAUGGCAUGAUAGCAAGUGUGGGUCACGUGUCCUUCCCUGAGUCUGAGGAGAAGGGAGGUAUUGGACGUCGACCUUUCAGCCAAGGCCUCCAACAGCAGAUGGACCACGAAGCAAAGAUCUUAAUAGCGCAGGCCUAUAGGCAAACUGAGAAAUUACUCUUGGAUAACAGAGACAAGCUGAUUUUGCUGGCUAAUACCCUGCUGGAGAGGGAGGUGGUGAACUAUGACGAUAUUGAAGCUUUGCUCGGACCUCCUCCAUUUGGACCCAAGAAGAUGAUCGCUCCUCAAAGCUGGGUGGAGGCUGAAAGAGAUAAGCAAGACACUGGUGAAGAUGAGAGACCCCAGAGACCCAUGCGUAAGGAGAAAGACGAUGAGGAUGUCAACCUGAACCCAGUCUGAGGCUUGCAAACACAGUCCCAGUCUUUGAUGGUCACACUUGAAAGAUCAAAAUGAGGGAAUAUGCUUAAGGUUUGAUUUGUAGUUGGCUUUGAUUUAAAAUAGUAACAUAUGUACAUAGUUUAUUUUCCACGCUGUUCAUUUUGCCAAAUGUGUCCAGGACAUAGAAACAAAAAAAUGUUUGGCAGCGAGAUAUAGUUGGUAUUUCUGUCUUUUUUGUGCACUUAAACAAGAUAUUAUUAUCCAGACUGCUGACUAGGCUGAAAUUUUGGUAUUGUUAAAUCAGGUGUACAUUAGAGAAAUGUCCAUGUCAGUGAACAUGAAAUAAUAAAUUAUUACAUUUGUGAUGAA